AUGGUCAAAUACGUCCUUACAGGAGCAACGGGUGCCCUCGGGUCACAGGUGUUCAAGUACCUCCUCAGACUUGUCCCAGCCUCCGAUGUCAUUGUGUCCUUGUACAACCCCGCCGGGGCGACAGCCGAAAUCACGAAUUCUGGUGUCGAGAUUCGCCGCGGCAACUAUAGCGAACCCACCUCGCUGGAUGCCGCGUUUGCUAGCGCAGACAAGCUCCUCCUCGUCUCCUACCCGAGCAUCGCGCACGCAGAGCGCGUCGCGGCCCACAAGAACGCUAUCGACGCGGCCAAGCGUGUUGGGAUCAAGCACUUGUACUACACCUCGCUCGCGUUCGCUUCAGACAGCAAGGCCGAGGUCAUGCAAGCGCACCUGGACACGGAGAAGUACCUAAAGGAGAGCGGGCUGACGUAUACCAUCAUAAGGGAGGGGAUCUACAGCGAGAGUUACCCGCUCUACUUUGGGUUCUGGAGCCCUGCGGAGGAGAGCGACGAGGUGCUUGUGCCCUACAGUGACGGAGGGAUUGCUUGGGUGUCGCGAGAAGACCUCGGAGAGGGCACUGCCAAGAUCAUGGGCGGAUAUGAAAAUGAGACCCGCCUACUUUCGGGCUCACAAUCGAUCACUCUCGCGCAGAUCGCGGAGAAAGUCUCACAAAUCGUCGGGCGUAACCUCAAACUCGUCAUCGGCACCGAGGACGAAUACGUUCGGCGAAACCGCGGCAAGCACGGACCUCGAGGAGAGGAGGAAUUCCUGCGGAAAUGGGCAACGACGUUCAAAGCGCUCCAGAGAGGCGAGUUGGACGUCGUGGACCCGUUACUGCAGCAGAUUCUUAGGAGGCCCUUGAAGCCAUUCGAGGAAAGCUUGAAGGAGGUUUUGGACAUCCAUCGGUCAGUGGUGGAUCGAUAUGCCAAAUAG
Messenger RNA from Dichomitus squalens LYAD-421 SS1, 912 nucleotides. Its product is annotated as NmrA-like family protein. The record is from RefSeq and is a predicted model, not a curated record. NCBI's taxonomy places the organism in Eukaryota, Fungi, Basidiomycota, Agaricomycetes, Polyporales, Polyporaceae. Bases 1 to 912 code for a protein of 303 amino acids. The transcript has 3 exons.